GUGGGCAGGGGCCGGGCGGGCUCCGCGCCGCGCCGGCAGGUACCGGGGUCCGCGACCGCUCGGGUUUCCAAAGGGCGUAUUUAUCUUUCAGAGUGCUGCCUGAGUGUCGCUUAAUCAUUAAGCAUCUGAUUUCCUCCAAGUUAUCUGUCAUGCUGCUCAUGAUCUAGUGCCCAGCAGGGAGGGACGCGGAGGAUUUCGGCCAUGGCCCCGAGGAAGAGGAGCGGUCGGGGGAUCUCCUUCAUCUUCUGCUGCUUUCGCAGCAGCGACCACCCUGAGAUCACGUACCGCCUGCGCAAUGACAGCAGCUUCGCCCUGCAGACCAUGGAGCCCGCGCUGCCCAUGCCUCCAGUGGAGGAGCUGGAUGUCAUGUUCACCGAGCUGGUGGAUGAACUUGACCUCACGGACAAGCACAGAGAAGCGAUGUUUGCGCUGCCGGCAGAGAAGAAGUGGCAGAUCUACUGCAGCAAGAAAAAAGACCAGGAAGAAAAUAAAGGAGCCACCAGCUGGCCAGAGUUUUAUAUCGACCAGCUGAACUCCAUGGCUGCUAGGAAAUCGCUGAUUGCUUUGGAAAAAGAAGACGAGGAGGAGAGGAACAAAACAAUAGAAAGUUUGAAGACUGCACUGAGGACAAAACCAAUGAGGUUUGUAACCCGGUUCAUCGACCUGGAUGGCUUGUCGUGUAUUCUGAACUUCCUCAAAAGUAUGGACUAUGAGACAGCAGAGUCUCGAAUACAUACCUCGCUCAUUGGAUGUAUAAAAGCACUAAUGAACAACUCCCUGGGCCGGGCUCACGUCCUGGCCCAUUCGGAGAGCAUUAAUGUAAUCGCUCAGAGUCUGAGCACGGAGAAUAUUAAGACGAAGGUGGCAGUGCUGGAAAUCAUGGGCGCUGUGUGCCUGGUUCCCGGCGGCCACAAAAAGGUACUGGAGGCUAUGCUGCACUACCAGAAAUAUGCCAGCGAACGGACUCGUUUUCAGACGCUGAUCAAUGACCUGGACAAGAGCACGGGGCGGUAUCGGGAUGAAGUGAGCCUCAAGACAGCGAUCAUGUCCUUCAUCAACGCAGUCCUGAGCCAGGGAGCAGGCGUGGAAAGCCUGGAUUUCAGACUGCACCUGAGAUACGAAUUUCUCAUGCUUGGGAUCCAGCCAGUCAUUGACAAACUAAGAGAGCAUGAAAACUCAACCCUAGACCGGCAUUUAGAUUUUUUCGAAAUGCUUAGAAAUGAAGACGAACUGGAAUUUGCCAAAAGAUUUGAGCUGGUUCACAUAGACACCAAAAGCGCAACUCAGAUGUUCGAGCUGACGAGGAAGAGGCUGACUCACACAGAGGCCUACCCGCACUUUAUGUCCAUCCUGCACCACUGUCUCCAAAUGCCUUAUAAAAGAAGCGGUAACACCGUCCAGUACUGGCUGCUGCUGGACAGGAUCAUCCAGCAGAUCGUCAUUCAGAGUGACAAAGGGCAGGACCCCGACGCCACUCCCCUGGAAAACUUCAAUAUCAAAAACGUCGUCCGAAUGUUAGUCAAUGAAAAUGAAGUCAAACAGUGGAAAGAGCAAGCAGAAAAAAUGCGAAAAGAGCACACCGAGCUUCAACAGAAGCUGGAGAAGAAGGAGCGGGAGUGCGAUGCCAAGGCCCAGGAGAAGGAAGAAAUGAUGCAGACACUGAACAAGAUGAAGGAGAAGCUGGAGAAGGAGUCCAGUGAGCACAAGCAGGUCAAGCAGCAGGUGGCGGAUCUCACAGCACAGCUCCAUGAGAUGAGCAGGAGGGCGAUCUGUGCUGCCGGCCCUGGAGGACCUCCCUUGCCACCAGGAGCUCCUGGUGGCCCUUUACCUUCUCCAGCUCCAGGAUCCCUCCUUCCCCCUCCUCCACCACCACCGCCACCACCGGGGGGCUGUCCCCCACCACCACCACCACCACCGCCCCCUCCGGGUGGCCCCCCUCCACCCCCCGGCCCCCCACCCCUGGAUGGGGUGAUGCCCCCCCCAGGAGCACCGCUGGGCUUUGCCCUGAAGAAGAAGAGCAUCCCGCAGCCGACAAACGCCCUCAAGUCCUUCAACUGGUCCAAGCUGCCAGAGAACAAGCUGGCAGGCACCGUGUGGACCGACAUAGAUGAUGCAAAAGUGUUUAAAAUCCUGGACCUCGAAGACCUGGAAAGGACGUUCUCCGCCUACCAAAGACAGCAGAAGGAAGAUGCUAUCGACGACACGUUGAGCUCCCGACACAAAGUCAAGGAGCUCUCAGUCAUAGACGGCCGGAGAGCUCAGAACUGCAACAUCCUGCUCUCCAGGCUGAAACUCUCGAACGAGGAGAUCAAACGAGCCAUUUUGACGAUGGACGAGCAGGAGGACCUCCCAAAAGACAUGUUGGAGCAGCUCCUGAAGUUUGUUCCAGAAAAGGGUGACAUUGACCUGCUGGAAGAGCAUAAGCAUGAGCUGGACCGCAUGGCCAAGGCUGACCGGUUCCUCUUCGAAAUGAGCAGGAUAAACCAUUAUCAGCAAAGGCUGCAGUCCCUCUACUUCAAGAAGAAGUUUGCGGAGAGAGUUGCAGAAGUCAAGCCCAAGGUGGAAGCCAUCCGCGCCGGCUCCAAGGCGGUGCUGCAGAGCAGCAGCCUCCAGCAGCUGCUGGAGGUGGUCCUGGCCUUCGGCAACUACAUGAACAAAGGGCAGAGGGGAAACGCUUUCGGGUUUAAAAUCUCCAGCCUCAACAAGAUCGCGGACACCAAGUCCAGCAUUGACAAGAACAUUACUCUUCUGCACUAUCUCAUCACAAUCGUCGAGAAGAAAUAUCCCAAAGUCCUCCGCCUGCACGAGGAGCUGCGAGACAUCCCGCAGGCGGCCAAAGUCAACAUGACUGAGCUGGAGAAAGAAAUAAACACUCUGAGGAGCGGCCUAAGAGCGGUGGAAGCUGAGCUGGACUUUCAGAAGUCUCAAGUUCAGCAAACAGGAGACAAAUUUGUGUCUGUCGUCAGCCAGUUCAUCACGUUAGCCAGCUUCAGCUUCUCAGAUGUUGAAGAUCUUCUGGCAGAGGCAAAAGAGCUGUUUUCCAAGGCCGUGAAGCACUUUGGAGAAGACACAGACAAAAUACAGCCCGACGAGUUCUUCGGCAUCUUCGAUCAGUUCCUUCAAGCCGUGACGGAGGCCAAGCAGGAGAACGAGAACAUGAGGAGAAGGAAGGAGGAGGAGGAGCGCCGGGCGCGCAUGGAGGCCCAGCUGAAGGAGCAGCGGGAGCGGGAGCGCAAGGCGAGGAAGGCAAAGGAGAGCAGCGAGGAGGGCGGUGAGUUCGACGACCUCGUCUCAGCCCUGCGCUCGGGCGAGGUCUUCGACAAGGACCUCUCCAAGCUGAAGCGCAACCGCAAGCGCAUUGCCAACCAGCUGGCCGACAGCGGCCGCGAGCGGCCCGUCACCAAGCUCAACUUCUGAGCGGCAGAAGAGACGGAAAACAACGAAAACCAUGAGUUUAGAAACCUGGUUAGCAGUCUUUUUUGAAGUGGCUAGGAUUAUUUUUUUUUAUUAUACUGCCUUGCAAUUCCAAGCGAAACAGUGGCACGCUCUUUCUCCCUGCGGGUGAGUGUGUGUGUAAGUACCAUGAGUACGGUCGGGUCAGGUGGAGCUGUGCAUCCGUGCGGGUGCUCAUCCCCUCCCCUCUGUCCCCUUCGACAAGUGGCUCUCCCAAGGCACAAGCACAAUGUCACGUCCGUGGAGAAAGAGAGGACUUGAGCACAGAGACACCCGCCUUCCUCGUGGUGGUCCACAAAGGUGAUGGAGAGCUGCUCCACGUUGCUCUCCCGCCCCGAUGCCUGGGCACUGAGCGGGGCCAUUUGCUGGGACGCCUUGCACACAACCCCGGCAGAAAAGAGGAAAAAGCUAAGUUGACUGGACUUGAUGAGGUUUUUUUCGGUGUCGUGGUUAUUCCCAAAACUUGCACUUCUGUGCUUACAUGCUGGUCCCCAAGCUCGGUGCCACGAGCGCUCCCGGUGAUGCUCUUCUUCCCGUCAUUUUUGGGAAACGCUCUUCUUUUCCUUUUACCUUGCUAAAGGAAAAGUUUCCCCGAGUGUGCUUAUUGCUCACACAGCACCCAGGUGUAUUUAUACUUUUAUAACGUUUCCUGGCCCGAGAUGGCGGGAAGGGUUGGUUCUCGGACGCGACAAGGAGCAUAAACUUUCGUGUUGUAAUUUUUAUUCUUGCUUUCUGUUCAAUGGGACAAACUGUAUCCUCUGUAGAUGUCGGUCAGGACGGAAGGUCACCCGGCGUACAACGGGGCCGGUGCAAAACUCGCGGGCUCGCACCUGCGCCCGCCUUCUUUUCUGUUCUUGUUUUUCUUUUUUUUAAUGGACACCAGAAGCAACGAUGCCAAGAAAUGUGUCUCUUCGCGGUGUCCUUUUUUUGACUGGUUUGCUGUUCAAUGUCCUUGCAAAUUUGUAAGCAGAACUACCUGUAAAAUGUCAGUCCAAAAAAAAAAAAAAGAAAAUAAUAAAAAGAAUUCAAAGCUCUCAGGGAGUAAUAAUUUAAAGGUUUAGAAAAUUAAAAAUUGGAGAAUAAAAAGUAAACGCCAUUAACAUAUUAACAUUUCUAUUCUUAAAUUAUGCUGAGUAUAUAAAGGACUGUUACUUUUUGCUUUUAUUUAUUUGUGGUGUGUUUUUUGAGGAAACAAGACAAAACCUUUUUAUACCACCAAUACUUUUGUGAUCCUUUUUUAUUUGUUUGUUCUUUUUCCUGUGGAGAGAUGAGUUUGUCCCUGUUGCACUAGAUAUUAACACUAUUUGAAAUAAGUUUUUUUUUUUUUUGUCAGAUAAUCGGUAUUGCUGAUGGGGUAUGGGAUGUCAGUGAACUAUAUGUACUGU
Molecule: messenger RNA, 4838 nt
Organism: Cygnus atratus (black swan)
Lineage: Eukaryota; Metazoa; Chordata; Aves; Anseriformes; Anatidae
Gene: DAAM1
Product: dishevelled associated activator of morphogenesis 1
Exons: 26
Coding region: 202-3417 (1071 amino acids)
Biological process (GO): actin cytoskeleton organization
Cellular component (GO): stress fiber
Molecular function (GO): small GTPase binding; actin binding
Source: RefSeq, a predicted model, not a curated record